This is a messenger RNA of Debaryomyces fabryi, 1899 nucleotides long. RefSeq lists its product as uncharacterized. The record is from RefSeq and is a predicted model, not a curated record. NCBI's taxonomy places the organism in Eukaryota, Fungi, Ascomycota, Pichiomycetes, Serinales, Debaryomycetaceae. Gene Ontology annotation, molecular function: metal ion binding; acid phosphatase activity; protein binding. The coding region runs from base 1 to 1899 and encodes 632 amino acids. The transcript has a single exon.
AUGCAGUUUAGAGCACUUUACAAAAUCUUUGUCGCUUUGCUGUGUCUUGAGUAUUCUCUUGCAAGACCUCAAGUAAGAGACCUCCCAGUAAACAAGGUUGCGCCUGUUCAGCAUCGUCUUGCUUAUGCUGGAGAAACAGGAAUGACAGUUAGUUGGAACACAUACGAGCAACUCGAUGCUCCCUCGGUUCAGUAUGGUCUUUCCCCGGAUUCAUUAGAUCAAAUAGCUGAAAGUCUGGAAUCUGUUACUUAUCCUACUUCUCUUACUUGGAACAAUCAUGUGGUUAUCAAAGAUCUUCAACCUGGUACCACUUAUUACUAUAGGGUUGCAAAUAGUGAGAACGAUUCUGAUAUUUACAAAUUUGUCACAGCUAAAGCACCUGGCUCAACUGGCGAAUUUUCAUUCUCGGUUGUAGUUGACAUGGGAACUAUGGGAGAAUUAGGUUUGAGUGAAGAAGUUGGAAAAGGCGCUGGUGGAGCUCUUAAACCAGGUGAGCAAAACACUAUGCAAUCGUUGCGUGCUAGCAUUGACGAAUUCGAAUUUUUAUGGCAUCCUGGUGAUAUUGCUUACGCCGAUUAUUGGCUUAAAGAAGAAAUUCAACAUUAUUUACCAAAUACAACCAUCGCUGAUGGCUAUAAGGUAUAUGAGCAAAUUCUUAAUGCGUUUUACGAUGAACUUCAACCUGUUUCAGCCAAUAAACCCUAUAUGGUAGGUCCAGGAAACCACGAAGCUGAUUGUGAUAAUGGUGGUACUUCAGACAAAGAACACGAUAUUAAAUACACAAAUUCUAUCUGCGUUCCUGGUCAAACCAAUUUCACUGGUUAUAGGAAUCACUUCCGUAUGCCGGGAGAUGAGUCUGGUGGUACUGGUAAUUUUUGGUAUUCUUUCAAUUACGGUCAAGUUCAUUUCGUUCAAUUCAAUACUGAAACCGAUUUUGGUAAUGGGCUCAAGGGUCCUGAAGAUGCUGCACCCAAUGGCCCACAAGGAUCAUACUCUAAUGCACAAAUUGAUUGGUUAGAAAAGGAUCUUGCAUCAGUCAAUAGAACUGAGACUCCUUGGGUUAUUGCUGCUGGACAUCGUCCAUGGUAUGUUGCUGGAGACGGGUGUACCGAUUGCCAAACUGCCUUUGAAUCUAUACUUAAUAAGCACAAUGUAGAUCUUGUUGUUAGCGGUCAUGUACACAACUAUGAAAGGCAAAACCCUAUUUCAAACGGUGUCGUAGAUCCAAAGGGUCUUAACAACCCGUCUGCUCCUUGGUAUAUUCUUAACGGUUUAGGAGGUCAUUAUGAUGGUCUUGACCCUCUUGUUUACCCUCUUCCGAACUACACUGAAUUUGCUCAGGAUUCCGCCUAUGGAUGGUCAAAAUUCACAGUUCAUAACUGUACUCACUUGACUCAUGAGUUUGUCGCUUCUUCCAACAAUUCUGUUUUGGACAGAGCUACCCUUUUCAAGAACCGUACUUGUAUUGAAUCAGCUGUGAACGCUACACGUCCAGUUGAUUCUAACCAGUCUAGUUUAGCUAACUCCACUCAACAUUCCACCCAUCCGUACACUAACGUUUCUACUGCUAUUGAUUCCACGGGAGCAACCACCAAGGUUAUAACCGUUACGUCUUGCUCUAGUAAUAUAUGCAGUGAAGUACCAGUUGCAGCUACGCCCGUUUUAACUGCAACUACUAUACAAGGAAUCGAAACGUUUGUGACAACAUAUUGUCCUAUAUCAGAUACAAAUGAAAAUAGCGUAGCUGCCACAGUUAAUCCCAUUUCAGGUUUGAAUCUGUCGUCCUAUAAUGCUUCUACCAUUUCCCCUCUCAUGAUUUCGUCAGUAGGAGAGAAUUCUGCUGCUAGAAUUGCAGCAGGCAGUGUUAUUGGAUUUAUUAUUCUUGCUUUAGCCAUAUAA